CCACAGUUGAGGCUUUUAUAAAUGGGGACUAUGCUCGGCUCUCUCAGUUGUUUAAUCCGCUUCAGAUUGUGCAACACGGAGGUCCACACCACAGAGACACCAUGACUCCGUCCACACCCGCCCUGCUCGUGUGUGCGCUGGUCCUCUGCGGGCUGGAGGACCAGGUCCGCUCCCAGAGAGGACUCUGCGCCGGGAAUCAGUGUUUCGCGUUUUUCAAGGAGCCUGAGGACUUUCCUGGCGCACAGAAGAGCUGCAAAGACUCCGGAGGACAGAUGUACACGCUGAGCCCGGAACACGUCCACGACAUAGUGAACGUCAGCGGGAUCUACUGGGUGGAGCUGUCCUCCGCCGAGCAGCCGGAGGAGGAAGCUCUCCACAGCUGCCCGUCCAUCUCCGUGUCGGGAGGCAAAAUCACGCUGCAACGGGAGCCGUGCCUCCACACCCGCAACGGGUUCCUGUGCCAGUACACCUUCGAGCAGCCUUGCAGUAGAGUCCAAACACGCCCAGGUGAACAGGUGACGUACACCACGCCCAUGGACUUUAAGGUGGACGAUUCAGAAACGUUCCCACCUGGAACCAUCGCGGUAACAGUUAAGGUUGGAGGUACGUAUGCGGAAUUGAGGCAAGUGUGCGUGUCCAAGGGUUGGAUGAAAGCUCCCUGGAGCUGUGAGGUGCUUGGGGGCGGCUGCGAUCACAAUUGCAACGCCGAGACAAAGACAUGCGUCUGCCCUCCAGGGAAAGUCCUCCAUCGCAACAACAUCUCUUGCACCGAGGAUCCCUGCGAGGAGAACCCGUGCACUGGGGAGGGCGAGGAGUGUGAGAACACGCGGGAAGGGUUCCAGUGCACCUGCAGAGACAACUUCAUCAAGGAGGAUGGGGCGUGUGUUGAUAACUCGAUCUGCCAGAUGUGCGAGCACAUGAUAUGUGUGAAGUUGGAUGGCGUUUACCAGUGCAGGUGCACGAAGGGGUUCAAGGUGGCAGACAACCCAACCAAGUGCGAGAUGAUCUGCCAAGGGAAGGACUGUCCAGCGAAGUGCAAUGUGAACGGAACGUGUUACUGCCCUUACGGCUACAUCACAGACGUCAGAGACGGGAAUGGCAGUCCAACCGUUUGCACCGACAUCAACGAAUGCGACAUGGGGCAGUGCGAGCACAAGUGUGAGAAUUUGUUCGGAAGUUACCGAUGCUCGUGCAACAAGGGGUUCGAGCUGCACCGGGACGGGAACACUUGCGUUUCCAUUGUAGAGGUGGAGGAGGAUGGAUCGGGCUCCACUCCUCGUCCGUACCCCACCACAGCCGGUGCUCACCCAGCCGCGGUGCCCUCUUACAUCAAGACCGGCAGCGUGCUAGGAAUCACCGUGUUUAUGGCGCUGUGCGCGGCCCUGCUGUUCCUCCUGGGCCGAAACGCGCUCAAGCAUUGCGGCAGUUUCCAGCUCUCCUCCUUUAAACACCCAGACAUCAAUAUUUUCUACCUGCAGCAGGUGACCUCGGAGACGUACAAGAGGUUGUCCCUGGACAAACAGUUGAAAAGCGAGUCAUAAAUACUUUUAAUCGCACCUGCUUUUGGACCUUUUCUUUCUCAUGUCACAUUGCACUGUUUUGUAUAGAAGUCAGAUCAACAGUAUGGGACUUGCCAUUGUAAAGCUGCCCUCAAUCACACACUGUGAAGCAGUAAUUUGUCCCCCGAACCAUUGUCUCAUUUACUAUGAAAAUAAAUUGAUUCACAAUGGCAAUUUUUUUUUUCUACUUUUAAUGUAAAUGCGGUGCCAGAGUGCCUAAAAAAACCAUUAACAUACAAUAAUUAUAAAAAGUAUAUAUAAUUGUAAAAAAUAUCUAAAAACUAAUGUAGUUUCAUAAGUUAUUAAGUCAGUUAAUUUGAAAAUAAAGAAUUUAAAAGAAAGAGUAGUCGGGGGUUGUUUAAUGUUAAUUCAUUUUAUCUGAUAAAUAGUAUCAAUGUUUAAAAAAGGCCCCGGCAGGGCAUGUUGAGUUGUUGUAAAGUCAUGGAUGUUGGACUUGAUUUUUUGAAUGUAAUAGAUUGUUAUAUGGAAAUGUUUUGUCUCACUUAUCAACCUUUUUGUUGCAGAAAAAAUGGCAACAUUUCCUUCUCCAUUAGGACAGUUUUUUGGACUUCUAAAACAAAUGAGAGGCUGUUACAUGGUACUAAAAAAGUUAGUAUGGUCACUUUUUCUAAUUAAAGGCAGUUUGCUCAAAAGCUUUACAAAUCCAACAACGUAAGCCUUAAAUUUUCAAUAUAUUCGAAAGUAAGGUUUUCGGACAGCAGAACCGGCCCUAUGUAUGAUUUCACUUUUCCCCUGUGUGAUACACUGUAUACCGCACUGCAGUUAAGUUUUUGUAUUGUAAAAAAGGAAAACAAAACCUUUGCUUGACAUCCUCGUUUUGCACACUUUUGUCUAUUGCAAGUAAUGUAACAUUCCCCAAAUAUUGGUUGUAACGUACACUGUAUUUGUGAACAACUUCAGUUGAAUCUUUAUGUUUUAUUGUCUUUCGGUAAAAUGACACUGUAAACGUUUAGCAUGGAUAAAAGGAGAUUUUUUUAGUUUGUGGUGUUUUGCGAGUGACCGAUGUCUUCUCAUUUGAUAUGCUGGUUUUACAUUUGUAUUCAAGACAUUUAAGACGGUCAUCAAGUGUCCUGACCACUAUUUGUUCCCGGUUGCUAUGGAAACCGUGUCCGAUAACUCAGUGUGUAUUCAGGCCAUUUUUCACAUGCAAUGAUCUGAUGGGGAUCACCCAAAAAUGACAAAUCCCCUUUGUUAAAUGUCCAAAAGUUUAAUUUAAUUGUAGACUUAAAGACAAGUGUCUGGGUGCAUCCUGUCUGUGUUGUGUUGACCUGUGACUCUCCAGGUCCUGAUCUGGGAACACCAUUAAUUCUGUAUAACACUGAGAACAUAGAGAACUAUAAACUGACUCACCUGUAAACAUUGUCUCUAAUAAUGCUGUGCUACCACUGACACAUGUGGUUGAAUGUUGUUGCCUUUACUGUAUAACAGACGGUUCAUGGAACUUUUAUCGGUCUGUGAAUCUUUCACAAUUGAAUGAUAAAUAAAGUGAUGAAC
Anoplopoma fimbria (sablefish) is the source of this 3074-nucleotide messenger RNA. Its product is annotated as thrombomodulin-like. Bases 102 to 1541 code for a protein of 479 amino acids. Gene Ontology annotation, cellular component: membrane. NCBI's taxonomy places the organism in Eukaryota, Metazoa, Chordata, Actinopteri, Perciformes, Anoplopomatidae. Gene Ontology annotation, molecular function: calcium ion binding; transmembrane signaling receptor activity. The transcript has a single exon. The record is from RefSeq and is a predicted model, not a curated record.